AUGUCAGAUUAAUUACCAGCAGUUAUAAUAGAUAAUGGUUCUGGAUAAUGUAAAGCAGGUAUUGCAGGUGAAGAUGCUCCAAGAUGUUGUUUUCCUGCUAUUGUUGGAAGGGCAAAAUAAAAGGUUGCUAUGUGUAGUAUGGAUAACAAAGAUGUAUAUGUUGGAGAUGAAGCAUAAGCUAAAAGAGGUGUCCUAUCCUUAAAAUAUCCUAUUGAUAAUGGAAUAAUAAAUAAUUGGGAUGAUAUGGAAAGAAUUUGGCAUCAUGCCUUUUUUAAUGAAUUAAGAGUAUCUCCUGAAGAUUAACCAAUUUUAUUGACAGAAGCUCCAAUGAAUCCUAAAUUUAAUAGAGAAAGAAUGAUUUAGAUAAUGUUUGAAACAUUUAAUGUUCCAUCCUUUUAUGUUUCUAUUCAAGCUGUUUUGUCACUUUAUUCAUCUGGAAGAACUACAGGAUUGGUACUUGACUCAGGAGAUGGAGUUACUCAUUGUGUACCAAUUUUUGAAGGUUAUUAAAUGCCUCAUGCUAUUUCUAGAAUAGAUUUAGCAGGUAGGGCAUGCACAGACUAUUUAUCAAAAAUACUAAAUGAAUUAGGAUAUUCAUUUACUUCAUCAGCUGAAAGAGAAAUUGUAAAAGAUAUUAAAGAAAGACUUUGUUACACAGCAUUAGAUCCAAAGGAAGAGGAGAAAAAAUAUAAAGAAAGCAAUUCUUAAAAUAGACCAUACGAACUACCAGAUGGAAACAUAUUGACAAUUAAAGAUUAAAGAUAUAGAUGCUCUGAAAUUUUAUUUGCACCAGAAUUAAUAGGAUUAGAAGUUCCAGGAAUUCAUUAAUUAUCAUUUACUUCAAUUAUGAAAUGUGAUAUUGAUGUUAGGAGAGAUCUAUAUAAUAAUAUAGUAAUGUCUGGGGGAACUACUCUCUUUCCUGGAAUCCCAGAGAGAUUAAGUAAAGAAAUGACUAAUUUGGCACCUUCAUCAAUGAAAAUUAAAGUAGUUGCUCCACCUGAAAGAAAGUUUUCAGUAUGGAUUGGAGGAUCUAUUUAAUCUACCUUAUCUACAUUCCAAUCCUAAUGGGUAACAAGAUCUGAAUAUGAUGAAACAGGUCCAUAAAUUGUUCACAGAAAAUGUUUCUGA
Molecule: messenger RNA, 1128 nt
Organism: Paramecium pentaurelia
Lineage: Eukaryota; Ciliophora; Oligohymenophorea; Peniculida; Parameciidae
Source: the annotation of a GenBank genome assembly